UAUAACGAUGUAGGUGAAUGCAUAAAUAAGGGGAGAGGUAUACAGUUAUAAAAAUGCAGCAUUUGUCAAGUGGAGGUAGACAAUAUGCGUCACAUCUGUAUACUGGAUAUAUAAACUGACAUAUAAAGUGGCUCACAUGGCCGACACAGAAAUAUGACCAGCUGUCAACACAAAUCCAUGCUGCACUGCACACGGAAUGGACUCCAACGGUGAUGAAAAACAGGAAUGGACAGAGGACCAAUGGGAGAAAUGGUUGACUCAUGACAUCGGUUUGGAUGAAUUUGAAGAUGAGGAUCUGUCUGAAAUCACAGAAAUCACUGAUGAGUUUGUUCUCAGGGGGCGCUGCCACGGCUCCGACAUCAAAGAUCAUGUGAAGAAGGCACCCAGUUGUGGUCUGGAGGAGACGGAGGCAGGAGCAGUAGCUGAGAUCCAGUCAGAGGAACAGCCCUUAUAUCUAAUUGACGCUUUGAACAGGACUCAGAGAGCGGUCUGUCAACACGACAGCAAAGCACCUGCUAUGGAUUCACCUGCUCUUCCUGUCACCAUGGAUACUUACCGUCCAAAAAGACCCACCACUCUGAACUUAUUCCCGCAGGUACCCCGCACUCAGGACACUGUAAACAACAACUCAUUUGCAAAGAAGUUCAGUUGGCAGGAGAAAAUCUCUCAGUCCUCAUCGCCCCUAAAAACAGGAGAGCUGACGCCAUCUCGCGAGCACAUCUGUCUGUGCGAUGAUGAGAAGCUCCAGCAGGGCGGCAGUGGAAGUCGGGUUCAUCUGAAAGACUGUGGCACCUCGACUGACAAGCUGCCCAUCAGUUGCACCUCUAAAAAGACUCUUGCUUCCUCUGUGCCAUCCUGUAAAGCCAGCUUUCACCGAGAGGCAGGUCACUGCGAGCAGAUUCGUUAUCACACCGAUGUUUGUCUUGAAGCUACUGAAGAAAUAUAUCUGACGCCGAUCCAGCGUUGCACCGAGGCUGUGGAACAAGAGAGAACCUCAGUGCUAGCCCAAGUCAUCGAGAAAAAGCCAAAGUUUGUCAACUCUGACAAUGAAGCACCUCCACCGUAUGAACCCCCUUUUCAUGAGCAGAUCAUUCCAUCCAUCAGAGAGCAAGAGGAGAUGCUUCAACCGCCCUCGUAUUCCUCAUGUGUGGAAGCUUUGGCCACUCGAGACCCUGACAGCAGCAGUGAAGAAGUCAUCGGAGAUCUGUGUUAUAGAGAUUGUGGUGCUGGAGAGGCUCAUGCUCCUCACGAGUGCAUUCCAGGAACACUGAUACACCCCGGUACUCUUCGGAUGUCUGAGAGCAACUCGGAUGCAAGCGGACUUUCUUACGAUUCUGUGAAGUACACACUGGUUGUAGACGAACAUGAUCAGUUGGAGCUGGUCAGCUUGAAAGAGUGUUACCGUAGCUAUAGUGAUGACAGCGAUUCUGCAACGCUCUACGAUAACUGUGUGUCUCCAUAUGAGUCAGUGCUUGAGAAAGAGUACGAAGAGGACGAGGAUGAAGACAAGGGAAGAAAACUGUGUGGGAUCCAACGCAAAGCUUCAAGCUGCCCUUCAGAGGACUCCACGCCUGAAGCUGACAUUCCGCUUUCUCGAAAAUUUGUUAAUGUCGUCAUAAAUGGCUGUUCCCGCUCUUCCAGUACAGAAUCGUUUGGCUUGUUUUCCUGCACAAUUAACCGAGAGGAGAGGGAACAGACUCACAGAGCUGUCUACAGAUUUGUUCCUCGUCAUGACGAUGAGCUGGAGCUGGAUGUUAAUGACCCUCUUUUGGUGGAGGUAGAGGAUGAGGAUUACUGGUACGGAGGCUACAACAUGAGAACAGGAGCACGUGGAAUCUUUCCUGCCUAUUACGCCAUUGAGGUAUUCAAGGAGCCAGAGAAUUUAAAAGUAGUAAGUUCUGAAUGGGUGGAGCAGUACAGACUGAAAUUUCUCGGCUCAGUCCAAGUGUUGCAGCACAAAGGCAAUGAUGUGUUGUGUGCAGCCAUGCAGAAGAUUGCGACGAACAGGAGACUGACGGUACACUAUAAUCCACCCUCAUCCUGUGUGCUGGAGAUAAACGUAAAAGGACUGAAGCUCACAGUGCAGGACGAUUAUGAAAGAAGCAGCCAAUAUAGUCACUUUUUUUAUUUGAAAAACGUCUCAUUUUGUGGCUACCAUCCCAGAAACAGAAAGUAUUUUGGCUUCAUUACAAAACACCCGGCUGACGAUCGAUUUGCCUGUCAUGUGUUUGUGUCCGAGAACUCCACCAAACCGCUGGCAGAGUCUGUGAGGAAGGCGUUCCACUUGUACUACAAAGUGUUUGUGGAGGUCACGUGUCCAACAGAAGAUAUCUACCUGGAAUAAACCUCAUCACCUCUUCACUCAGUACAUAAUAGCUUCACUACAGGAAUAUAUGAUCAUCAUAUAUCAGAAAAUCAUCAAAGACUAAUAUAUCUGACAAACAAUAAGAACCAAAUACGAGGUAGAGUGCUGGUUGUAAACGUUGAUUAUAUGCACAAAUGAAUUGAUGGAUUCAAGUGAUUCGAAGAACUUCAGAGGAACUAAUAAAUAAUUAGGAUGCGAUAUUAAAGACUGACAAUAUUUUCCAGAAUGCUGAGGAUUUUGAAAGCUUUGCGAGAGUGCUUAUAUCAUUUUUACAGAUUUAGUGUGUUGUGAUUGUGUUUGCUUCAAGCUUAACAGAAAUAAGAGAGUUUUGUUCUAUUUUUAAUAGCACACCUGAAACACACUUACCAUUUCCUCCGUAAAAUACAUCCACAUAUAGAAAAUACGACUAAAACUCAUUAACGUGUUCCAGUUUCCAUGUGAUUAACAAAACCACCUUGUGAUAUCUUGAUAUCUACAUUCAUUUACAGGUUUACCAGCAUAAUUCAUAUCUGCCUGUAAUGUGAAGCUGAUCAACGUCAUGAUGAUUCAUUUGAAACGCUGAAAAAAUACAGUGCCAUUCAAGCGUUUGAGUCCACGGUGAAAAUCAGGGAUUUAACUGAAACCUGCAAAUCAACAACGUUUUCAGAUUUGUACAAAUGUCAAACAAAUCAAUGUUGUGACAGAAAUGAGAAGUAUUUAAGAUUCACUAAUUAAAUGUUAAAUUAUUAAAGGAAUAUUCCAGGUUCAAUAUGAGUUAAUGCCAAUCGACAUAAUAUCCAUGACCACAGAAAUGACUUUCGACUCGUCCCUCAUUUUCCUUUCAAUGGAGGUGAAUGGGGGCCAAUCCGUACACCUUUCAAAAGUAGUCACAAGACAUAAACAAUAUGUGUGUAAAAUGUAUGUUAGUGUGAUACAAUCACUUCCUAACCGCAUCUGUGUAAAGUUAUAGCCAAUUUUACAACUUCGUUGCCAUGAAGAUGACAUAACGACAAAUUGGCCCCAUUCACUUCCAUUGUAAGUGUCUCACUGUAACCUCGAUUUGUACUUUUUUUAAGAAAAGGAGGGACGAGUCGAAAUUUGUUUUGGUUGUAAUCAACAUUUGCAGUCAAAUGCUGUCGAUUGAGAUGAACUUGUGUUGAACCCGGAAUAUUAAAUUAAUGAUACACUCAAAUAAAAUAUAUAAAUAAUAGAUUUUUGCUGCUUAUUCUAUGUAAUGAGCUAAAGAAACACAAUUCUAGAAUAUUUUGUUUUGAUAAAACUUAAUUUCAGAGUGUUUUAUCCAUUUUUAAAUUUGCGGAAGGGCGAAUUAAGACUUUUUAAGACCCGCGGAAACCCUGAUUUAAAUGUGUAAAAUGUAAGAUUCCUUAAAGAGUUGGGACUACAUGAAUACGUUUUGUGGUGUUAACGUAGCAUUGACAGAACUGGGCAGGGGAUUUUCAUUUUCUGGCGUACUUUGCAGGAUACUCAAUAGUGAGAGUAAGCGUUAAAAUGAAGUGCUGAUUGUUUAAGAUUAAUGCAAAGGGGGAUUCUUGUUAAUGUUUAAUGUUUUGAUAUGUUGAGAUUUAGAAGAGUUCCUGUUUGGUUAGCAUUAUCUUGAAGAGUGGAGAUAACAAUAAGGGCAAGUAGAUGUGGCGCAUAGUUUCGCCGAGCCAUCGCCGUGUUAACCAUAGCAUACUUACUCAACCAGAUUCUGUAGUGCUUCCAACCAGCAUUUAUUUAACAUGCUUACAUUCACUUUGACUAGUUAGUACAAAAACAAAUAAGAGAUUUAUUUACACGUCUAAUUUUGUUGGGUUUACCCAAUUCAACUAGGUUCUUUCUACACAAAUUGAUGGUGUUGAGAUUGCAUACGGAUUUUAAGUUACGAAAACUCAUUUCAAACAUGUGGAACAAUGUGGAUCAAUUUCAGCCAAAGAGCAAUUUAUUUUGAGUGCAGGAUGCAGAGCACUACAUUAGUGAGGCGAAUUUGUGACAUUGUAUAUUGUGCACUGCGCACAUGGUCACGUUUUCACAUGUGGACUCAGAUUUUUAAUGGCAAAUAUACAGUAUGUCAAUAGUUGUAAAGCAAUUCUCACUUGUUUAUCCCAUCAUUUUACUGGUAAUUGUUUUUAAAUCCAAAAGACACCACAGUGCCAUGAACUUCCCUAAUAAUAAAAAGUAAUAAAUGGUCUCCAGUAGAGAUGUCUUUUCA
Molecule: messenger RNA, 4556 nt
Organism: Xyrauchen texanus (razorback sucker)
Lineage: Eukaryota; Metazoa; Chordata; Actinopteri; Cypriniformes; Catostomidae
Product: C-Jun-amino-terminal kinase-interacting protein 1-like
Exons: 12
Coding region: 197-2344 (715 amino acids)
Biological process (GO): regulation of JNK cascade
Cellular component (GO): cytoplasm
Molecular function (GO): protein binding
Source: RefSeq, a predicted model, not a curated record